AUGAGUUCCGUUUUCUUUCGACGCCCUUCCGAUGGAAGCUCCUCCUCCAGCUCAGAAAAUGACAGCUCAGAGGAAGAUGAGCACUCUACACAACAAGUUCACGAAAGUGUUGGGGAAGGCCCGACAUCUAUCACAGAAUCACUGUCAAGCCAUGGCAGUGUAUCAUUUGGAGACGAGGUGGAUGCCCCGGCCAGUUCUUUUUCAAAUGUCGAACAGCACCGGACCAACCUGCUCAGCGCUCUUCUGGAGGACUUUGCCCGGAACAGAGCAUGCGAGAUCAUGAACAAUGCAAGGCCAGGAUCCAGAUUCACCAGACUCUCGGCGGAAGUCCAGCCACUGGCAGAAAAGUUCUACGAGCAACUGAGUCAAUCAUUAUCUCUGACUGGCAUCCUCCCGGCCAGCAAUGACAGGGGCAACCAGCAAACACGAGCGGCAUACCUCGCCGGCAUCGAAAGUCUUGCCCUCGGGGGCGUACAGAGCCACGAUCUUCUCCACGGGCCAGCUCGGAAUCAGCUUCCAUUACUUGAACAUCAGCCGGCGGUGAACACCGUCAACAAUCAGCCCCAGAGUCUCUUACCCAAUUUGCUCGGAUCGCCUGUAACAAGUCUCUCUUUCCAUGAUCAGACUCUUUUGUCACCUUACCGGGACUUGAUGUUAUCUGUGGCCUCGACCCGUCGCAGUCACUACGAAUCCAGCUUUCAGCAACUGAGAUUGCUCGGAAAAGGGGGAUUUGGGAGAGUAUAUCAUGCUUACAACCUAUUUGAUAAGAAGGAAUACGCUGUCAAGAAGAUUCCUUUAAGCCCUCGGCUAUCGCAGCGGUACCGAGAGUCUGGACACAAAGAGCUGGAAAACAUAUUGCGAGAAGUACAAGCUUUGGCGCAGUUGGAGCACAACAACAUUGUCCGUUAUCAUGCGACCUGGAUAGAGGAGCCGAGGAGAGCAUCUGAUGCUGUAUACCAGCCUGGAAAACAAACCCUCACAGUUCAAGGCAGGAAACUCAUUGCUGACCGCCCAAGACAUCCCCAGCCAACGAAUCGAAAUGCUCCAACAAGAUUGCCAGAGUCAGAUCGCGGCGAUGGUAUCAUCUUCGGCUUUGACAGUAGACCGAACACUCCUGUUCAGGAUAUGGAAAGCGCCGCCACUCCUACGCGAUCCGCCAGUGAGACCGAUAACGACCAAUCCUCCGCACGGGCUUCUGAAAUCUUCACAGAUGGCAACGCAAGGGCCAGCAUUUCGAAAGAUCCAGCCAUGGAUGAGUCAGUGUAUGUGCUACACGUGCAGAUGUCAGUAUAUCCCAUGACACUCGCACAAUAUUUAGCACCAGCACCAGCCAAUGCAAGAAGUGCUCCCGGCAACCCCGUUCGCAGACACUGUUUCCACCUGGUACCAGCCUUACGAUUGCUCAUGGGUAUCCUGUGUGGUUUGCAGUACAUUCACGCGAAGGGACUGGUGCAUCGUGACAUCAAACCUUCCAAUAUCUUCAUCUCAAGCUUGAGCAUUCCCAUGGUAGGGCUGGUGUCAGACGGAUAUUACGAGGUUGGAUCCUGCGUCGGCUGCGCAAAUCCUAGCGCAUAUUACGUUAACCCACGGAUUGGCGAUUUCGGACUUGUUGCGCAGUUGGCUAGAGAGGGUGACGUCGAGACCAGCAACAACGGCGGCAAGACCAGCAAAGGGGUGGGCACAGAAUACUAUCGACCUCCGCGGUGGAUUGACUCAGAAGGCAGGGCAAAGUCGAAUCCAGACGUGGAUGAGAAGGUGGACGUGUUUGCGCUUGGUGUCAUUUUUGUUGAAUUACUGUGGCCCUGCCUGACCAGCACAGAGCGCAUCCAUGUCCUGCGGGACCUGCAGAAGGGCAGGACGCCAACUGGCCUGGCUGAGAAAAUUGACAGUGAAGGACAUGAACCCGGCACAGGCCAGAGUGUGGUUCAAUGCAUAUCCGGAAUGCUCGAACGAGAUCCGCGGCGCCGAUGGGGAUGUGAGGGGGUGAAGCAGGAACUGGACAUGUUACUGAGCAGGUCUAAGACCUUGGUGGUCAAUCACGGUAGUAACGGAGGCGUUCGUGGAAUCGACGGCGCCGACAUGAGAAAAGUCCACAGUUUAAGUGAGGCGGGUGGAGAGGCAGAUGGACAGGCGGAAGAAUUGCUCCUAAGAUGA
Cladophialophora psammophila CBS 110553 is the source of this 2154-nucleotide messenger RNA. Its product is annotated as PEK protein kinase. Gene Ontology annotation, biological process: protein phosphorylation. The record is from RefSeq and is a predicted model, not a curated record. Lineage: Eukaryota; Fungi; Ascomycota; Eurotiomycetes; Chaetothyriales; Herpotrichiellaceae. Bases 1 to 2154 code for a protein of 717 amino acids. Gene Ontology annotation, molecular function: ATP binding; protein kinase activity. The transcript has a single exon.